Molecule: messenger RNA, 273 nt
Organism: Cotesia congregata
Lineage: Eukaryota; Metazoa; Arthropoda; Insecta; Hymenoptera; Braconidae
Source: the annotation of a GenBank genome assembly
AUGACGGCAUUGUCGGAUCAUCACUUUGAGAGCGGGCAUGACUUUCAGUUUGACGCUGCUCAUAUUUUAGACUAUGAAUCUCAUUUUCUAAAACGUAACAUCAGUGAGAUGUUUUUCAUUAAAGUGUUUGAUUGCGUCAACUUUAGGUCUAAUACUCAGGGAGUCGGCAUGGUAGAUAGGAGAAGCACAACUGUUUUUAACAUUGCAGUUGUUUACACUCAGUCUGUUGCUGUUUGUCUUGAAUGUACUUAUUUUUGCCUGAUGAAGUUGUGA